Messenger RNA from Chenopodium quinoa (quinoa), 2528 nucleotides. RefSeq names its product protein NRT1/ PTR FAMILY 5.6-like. The record is from RefSeq and is a predicted model, not a curated record. The transcript is spliced from 4 exons. Gene Ontology annotation, molecular function: dipeptide transmembrane transporter activity; tripeptide transmembrane transporter activity. Gene Ontology annotation, cellular component: membrane. Gene Ontology annotation, biological process: transmembrane transport; dipeptide transport. NCBI's taxonomy places the organism in Eukaryota, Viridiplantae, Streptophyta, Magnoliopsida, Caryophyllales, Amaranthaceae. Bases 575 to 2404 code for a protein of 609 amino acids.
AAAAAAAAAGACCUAAAUAGACCCUAACACAAAAAAUUAUAGCCCACAUAACAGAUACCGUAAUAAAUUCUGGGAGUAUUGCCCCAAAACCCCCCUCGGUGGCCAUGUUGUGCCCUUGAGCUUGUCCCAAACGACAUCUCAUCCAUCAAGGGUACGGUGUCAUGUUAUUUUGUUGAAUGAAAUACAUACGGAUUAUUAUUUAAGAAACGAGUAAUAAAUCGGUGUAUAUGGCUGGCUGUUUUCUAAAGUAGUUGGAGAAUAGCAUAAAUUGUUACGUCUUUUUGAGAGCAUAUUACAUGUCUCUUUAAACUCUUUGCAUCCUCCCAACUUCCAAUUUGCGCAAAGAUGAGUGGAGGGUACUAUACAUACACACUGUACAGUAUUCAUCAAUUGAUUGCACCGUGCACUAUCUUUGUUAACUUGGUCAAAAAAAAUUAAACACCACUAUAAGUGACAAUUUAGACCUUAGGAUUACGUCUUUUUUCAUACAAUAAAUACCAUGCCAUAGUCACUCUUACCCUCCUAGAUUUAAUAACGUCCUUCCAAUAUUAUUUGCGAUCAUUUUAUAACGAUAAUGCAAAAAAUACAAAAAGAAAUGGGUGAAUUAAGUACUCCUGAAAUCCCAUUAAAGAAAUUCCAAGUAGAAGAAGAAGAUGAAGAUGUCACGAAAUCACAAGUUCUUGAUUCGUCGUAUGAUUACAAAGGAAGGAUUCCUCGUCGAGCUUCCACUGGCUCAUGGAAAGCCUCCUUCUUCAUCAUAGCCAUUGAGUUUAGUGAGAGAUUGAGCUACUUUGGAAUAGCAACAAAUUUGAUAACAUACAUGACAAAAGUGAUGCACCAAGACUUGAAAACGGCGGCGAGUAGUGUGAAUUUAUGGUCAGGAGUAACAACAGUGAUGCCUCUUCUUGGUGGGUUUCUUGCGGAUGCUUACACUGGCCGCUACUUCAUGAUUCUCUUCUCUGCCAUUAUCUAUGUCUUGGGCUUAGGUCUUUUUACCAUGACACAAUAUGUUCCAAGUCUUAAACCUUGUGGCAAAACCCCAAAUACAUGUGAUCAUGCUAGCAAGGUUCAUGAGGUAGUCUUCUUCAUAGCGGCCUACCUCGUGGCGCUAGCAACGGGUGGUCAUAAACCGUGCUUGGAGAGUUUCGGGGCAGACCAAUUCGAUGACAAUCAUUCAGAAGAACGGAAGCAAAAGAUGUCAUUUUUCAACUGGUGGAACGUUGCACUUUGUAGUGGCCUCUUCUUUGGUGUAACUUUGAUUGUGUACUUGCAAGACAAUUUUGGUUGGGGUGUUGGAUUUUUUAUACAAACAAUAACUAUGGGAGUUUCUGUCUUGAUAUUUGUUCUUGGAAGGCCAUUUUAUCGUUACAGGAGUGCCCGUGGUAGCCCCUUAACCCCGUUGUUGCACGUCUUUGUCGCUGCUAUUGCAAAGCGAAAUCUUCAUUGUCCUUCGGAUUCUUCCAUGUUAUAUGAGGUUUACAAUACAGAGAAACUCCAAGGACGACAUUUAAGUCACACAAAUAGGCUCAGAUUUCUUGACAAAGCUGCUAUAAUAGAAGAUGGUGAAUAUAAUGGAGCAACGAGGAAAAACCAAAGUCCGUGGAGGCUAGCAACCGUGACACAAGUAGAGGAACUAAAGCUCAUAAUAAACAUAAUUCCUAUUUGGCUAAAUUGUUUGGUGUUUGGCAUAGGCAUUGCACAAGGGUCUACAUUCUUCAUCAAGCAAGGAAGCGCGAUGGAUAGGAGAGUCUUCAAACACUUUGAAAUCCCACCGGCUUCAGUGUACACCCUAACGGCUCUAGGAAUGAUUGCCUCAGUUUUCUUCUACGACAAGGUCCUCCUACCAUACUUAAGGAGAGCCACGGGCAAUGAGAGAGGCAUCAACAUACUUACAAGAAUCGGUAUUGGUAUGGUCAUUUUAAUCAUAUCAAUGAUGAUUUCGGCCUUAGUGGAAAGGAAAAGGCUAACGAUAGCAUUGCAAGGGAAAAUGAUGAACGUAUUUUGGCUAGCUCCACAAUUCUUGCUAAUUGGUAUAGGGGACGGAUUUUCCCUAGUAGGAAUGCAAGAGUAUUUCUAUGACCAAGUUCCUGACUCGAUGAGGAGCUUAGGGUUGGCGUUUUACCUUAGUGUUAUCGGUGUAGGGAGCUUUCUUAGUACAUUUUUAAUAAACAUUGUGGACUACGUGACAGAGUUGAAAGGCGGUAAGGGAUGGAUAGGCAAGGAUUUGAACCAUAGUCGUCUUGAUUAUUUUUACUGGCUAUUGAUGAUCAUGGUUGUGUUGAACAUGUGUGUUUUCGUGUUUUUGGCCAAGAAUUAUAAGUACAAAAAUGUUCACAGAAGUACGGCUGUAAGUGAUUCUUGUAAUGGUGAGAAGACAGGGGAGAUGCAUAUGGCUAGUGUUUAAAAAGAUUUGUAAACUAUAUUGCUUACAGUGAAAUUCUUGUACUCUUAUAAUUAGAAUCAUAAAAAAUAUAAUGUAGUAACUAAUUUAAGUAUAAGAAGUAUGAAAUAGAAUUUUAUGCUCUCCA